Molecule: messenger RNA, 829 nt
Organism: Hordeum vulgare subsp. vulgare (domesticated barley)
Lineage: Eukaryota; Viridiplantae; Streptophyta; Magnoliopsida; Poales; Poaceae
Exons: 3
Coding region: 32-496 (154 amino acids)
Source: RefSeq, a predicted model, not a curated record
CCUUGGAGAUGGGAGAUCAACUAAUUAAGCCAUGUACGGCAUGAAGAGGUGCAUUGGGACGGCCAUCCUGCUGCUGCUUUGCCUCCACGCCACAGCGGAAGCCCGCCGCCUGUCCCCGUCCCCCGGCGCCGGCGUCAUCCGGCUUCCGAGCAACGGCAGAGUGAUGGCCCCCCCAGGUUAUCCUACGUAUACAUGUCAACUCAGGGAUUUCUGUCCAGAUGGCUAUUACUGGUGUUGCGUCGGCAUGGGGCUCCCUCUUCCCCGGUGCGGAUGCUUCAGUAAGAUAAGUGUUGGCCUUACUGAUCAUGCAAUUUCGGCGACGAAGAGCUCAGCGAGGAAGAUCGACGAGGAGAAGACAACGCCAAGGAGCUUCCAAGACCAAGUGAUGACCUCAGGUAUUCCUACUCCUACUGAUGGUGGUGAUACUGUCGGUUCCGUCGUGCAAGUAGCCCAAGAAAUGUUUGGUACGAGGGAAGAAGGACAGAAACCUGAAUGAAGACAAAAAGGAAGAAAAAGAAGCAGAAAUUACUGGGGGCGGGCAAUCCUCAUCAAGUUAAAGUCUUAUUAUUCACCUGGGAGGGACUAUGCAUUAUUAUCUAUUAUUUCCGAGACUGUCGCUGGGAGUUUGUGUGUGCUAGUCUAUGUGACCAGCGAUGGCAUUCUGUUUUUGUGAUUGUGUGCGGGCCAUCCUGCGUGAUGUCUUGUAUCUCUGAAACUAUCUUGUGUUUGACAGCGUGAGAAUUAUAAUUCAGUUACUUGUGUUUUGUACCUUGUGUCUAAUAAUAAUAUUCUAAUGAAAUGAAGAAAGUCUGUGUGUUUUCUAGUUAAA